Messenger RNA from Aspergillus japonicus CBS 114.51, 1788 nucleotides. RefSeq lists its product as uncharacterized. The coding region runs from base 190 to 1440 and encodes 416 amino acids. Gene Ontology annotation, biological process: aflatoxin biosynthetic process; regulation of DNA-templated transcription. Gene Ontology annotation, cellular component: nucleus. Gene Ontology annotation, molecular function: zinc ion binding; DNA-binding transcription factor activity, RNA polymerase II-specific; DNA binding. NCBI's taxonomy places the organism in Eukaryota, Fungi, Ascomycota, Eurotiomycetes, Eurotiales, Aspergillaceae. The record is from RefSeq and is a predicted model, not a curated record. The transcript has a single exon.
CAGGAAUUUGCUUCGGAUUUCUACCAGACAGACUCGACAACAUGCGAUCGGAUUCUUUCUUCUGUAACACCUCGAGCCUCGUCCCUGCAACGUGCUCGGACGGGAUUAGCAGGAAACACGACCCCAUCCUCGAUCAGCGAUGAGCCAUACUUAAGUACUCCUACCUGUAUAGUUCGUUCAUGAAAAAAAAUGCCGAAGAUUCAAACACAGACCGGAUGCAAUAUGAUACGGUCACCUACAAUCGACCAUGCAUCCCCCUACACCUCCACCAUGAGUGUCAUGGAGGAGGGGGAGAGCACCAACAGUGACCUGCCUCCGAGUCGCAAGACCCGCGACAGCUGCGACGCCUGCGCCAAAUCCAAAGUGCGCUGUGGCAAGCAGCAUCCACGAUGUGAUCGAUGUGUGGCGCGCAACAAGCCAUGCAACUACGGCUUCAUCCGACCACGAGGGCGGCGACGUCUGUCGCAGAUCCCCCCAGGGGGCAAUCUCACCCCGGUUACGGACACCCAAAAUAGUUCGCCCGACCGGGCGGACCCCAACAACCACAACAAUUUUCAGCACAUCGACCUCUUCAACACACUGGGCUAUCAGGACCUCGAGGCCAUCGCAGAGAAGCUCAACGACUACUCUGCAACUGACCGUCUCCUCGUCAACCCGCCCACCAGCGUGGGACACAAUGACUUCCAGCUCAUCGACGACUGGCAGACGAUGGACCAGGAGCUGCAGCGGCUGCUAGACAUCACCACCCCGCAGCCCACCCCGGUCCUCGAAGUCACCCCCCACCAAUCCAGCUCGCAAUCCAGCAUCCAAACCGGCCUGUCCUCCCUCUCCACGAGCUCCCCAUCCUCCACCUCGUCCCCUUCUCCCAGCAUCUCCUCCCUCCAUGGUCAAUCCUGCAUCACCCUGACCUUCAACACACUGCAAGCCCUCCAUCCGCCAUCGGACAAAUGCGUCCUCAACUCCAACGCACCGCCGCCCCGCAGCCUCGACGCCGUCCUGCACCUCAACCAAAAAGCCAUGAGCAAUCUCUCGCUUGUCAUCGGCUGCCCCUGCUCUCUGGACUUCAGCUUCGCGCCCCUCAUUGCGCAAGCCAUCUCCAAGGUUCUGAUUUGGUACCAAGCCAUCCUGGACGGCUGCGAAGCGAUCCCUGAAAUGGCAUUCAUGCAGCCGACCACGGCGCCGACGCGCGUGCGCGUCCUGCCCAUCAAGAUCGGGCAGUUCGAGCUCAGCGAGGGCGACCACCGCCGCAUCGUCGCGCAGAUGGUCAUGAACGACCUGGAGAAGGUGCGCGGGCUGGUGGAGAGCUUCACGCAGUCGUACUGUCGGCGCGAGGCCUCGCCCACGGAUGCGGACCAGUCCAUGUGCUUUAUAUUGGAGUCGGCGCUGCGACACAAGUUGAAUGAUACCCUUGGUUCUGCGGUUUUGAAAAUGACGGAUUGAGCUUUUUGGCUGUGGGUCGGGUGUUCGUUAUGAGGUUUGGGGUUCUUUCGGGUUACGUGUAUAUGGAGUUGGAGUUGGGGUGUUUUCCAGGGAGGGCUGUCUGUUGUAUUAUUCCCAAUGAUGAUGAUUUUUGAUGAGCAAUGGAUCUCUUAAUUCUUUUGUUGGCUUCUUUUUUCUUUUUGUUUUUCUUCCGACUGACGACUCGGAAUGUUGGCGACUGGGAAGGGUGGCGCGGUUUCCUAUAUGCCUUAACGCUGUAUAGACCAAGACUAGAGAAGCGGACUGUGGAGUUUUACUACGGGAGCAACAGUGCGUUGAUCUAUCUGUACCAAUCCAAUGAGAGUGUGG